ACUCUAUGAACAUGUGUUUCAUUACCUAGCAGUUAAAACUUUUCAUGACAACAAAAUCAUUAAAAGCUUGCUUUAUCGUCUAUAAGUUUGAUUUCUUCAUCAAAUGAGAAACAUUCCAACCAUCAUCCGCGGUUGUUCAAGGUGAGAACCAUUUCAUUGACUUGAUUUUUGAUACAUUGGCAAGAUUUCAUUGACAAAUCGUAAAACAGUUUUGCUAGUAGGGAAGAGGAAGACAAAGAUAAUAUUUUACAAGUGUGUCGAUUGAACAUUAGCGAAGGGAAGAGAGAGAAAGAGAUGUCACUGGCAGCUCAUCUUCUGCCAUGGGGUGUUGACUUUAACACUAGCUGGAUAGCCUUGCUGGUGAUAAGUAAUGUUACAAGUCCUAAGCAAGAUGAUGGAUGGGACAGUCCUAAUCAAAAAGAAAAAUAUUGUGCGGGAGCAUUUGUUGGUGGAUCGUGGUUUCUCACUUCGGCUAGUUGCUUGCAGCCCCUGCCUGAACCUCACCAGGUGACUGUAAUGACUGGCUGGGGAGAUUUCAAGUGUUCGCAACACCAACUAUGGGAAUUUCAGUCGAUUGGAUUUGAAAUCGAUCUGCACCCUGGUAACAGUGACAGUUCUUUUGUCGAUUUGGCAAUGGUGAGAACACGCAGGACUGUGUUCCAUGUACCAGAAGUCGAGCUCAACAGAUUUCCUCACAUCUUGACAGACUCCGGGUGCCGAUUACUGUCGUUUGAGGGAAAACAUCCUCAAGCUGAAAACGAGUAUAUCAAAGCUGGUUUUGUGUCAGUGAAUCCUACAGAUUGUCCACCGGAAGAUCAAAACCGAAAAAUAUGUACAGAAUAUAAAGACAGAGGUGCCCAGGACCUUCAAAUUCUCCCAGAAAAAUUGGGAGCUUUGCUGGAAUGCGAUGGAGAGUUGACUGGCGUAUUAACACAGUCUCAAAUAACAUCUACUGUUAGUAAAAAAUUGCAAAUUUUUGAAAACAUUCAAGAACAUCGAAAUUGGAUCCUACAAACAAUCGAAGAUGCUCAUGACAUAUUGUUCGAUGAAGGGCCUCCGAAGGGUUGGAAGGAGAUGGACGAUGAGACGUUCACUAAUUUAUUGAAAGAAGAUGAGCUGUGGACGGCAUCUCAAAGAGAGUACAAUGAUUAUGAAAUCGAUCAGACGUCAUCAGUAGAUAAACAUGAUUCUGAUAAGAGAAUGUCUGGUCUUUACAAUUUUGAGAAUAUGAAGUUUAGUAGGCCUACAAAUUUUUACCUCAAUAUUGCCACAAUUUUUCUUUGUAUAUUCUGUUUGGUUGCUGUCAUAUACUUAUGCAUUGUUCAAUUUUAUCGAUUUGAUAACAUUUCUAUGUAAUGCUUCAUAUAGAAAAGUUAAUUAUUUUAUCAUUUUUGAUCCCUCAUGAUUUAUAUAUUUAACACGAUUCAUAUAUAAAUAAUAUAUUUUUCAUGAAAUGCUAUUAAAUUUGAAGAAAAAGUUAAUGCUU
This is a messenger RNA of Nilaparvata lugens (brown planthopper), 1486 nucleotides long. RefSeq lists its product as uncharacterized. Lineage: Eukaryota; Metazoa; Arthropoda; Insecta; Hemiptera; Delphacidae. Gene Ontology annotation, biological process: proteolysis. Bases 295 to 1356 code for a protein of 353 amino acids. The transcript has 2 exons. The record is from RefSeq and is a predicted model, not a curated record. Gene Ontology annotation, molecular function: serine-type endopeptidase activity.